Nilaparvata lugens (brown planthopper) is the source of this 2232-nucleotide messenger RNA. Its product is annotated as selenoprotein S. NCBI's taxonomy places the organism in Eukaryota, Metazoa, Arthropoda, Insecta, Hemiptera, Delphacidae. The coding region runs from base 149 to 679 and encodes 176 amino acids. Gene Ontology annotation, biological process: retrograde protein transport, ER to cytosol; endoplasmic reticulum unfolded protein response. The transcript is spliced from 3 exons. The record is from RefSeq and is a predicted model, not a curated record. Gene Ontology annotation, cellular component: Derlin-1 retrotranslocation complex; Derlin-1-VIMP complex; endoplasmic reticulum membrane.
UUAGCCGGCUGUGGAAGUUUAUUUUUGCCUUUCAUGUCUUGACGUCUGCAAUAACGAUCUGUCAAAUAAGUUGAAAAUUUUAAUAUUAAACACAAGUUAUUGAUUUAAAUUGUCAUCUUUUGCUCUGGUAUUUUGUAUUAAUAAGGUAAUGGAAGAAUACGAACAUCCAGAUACUUUGGAAGAAACUGCGCCCAAAAUUCUAACUGAUGGAAUCGAUACAGGAUUGGGCUUCCUCUCACAGUAUGGCUGGUAUCUGGCACUUGGUGUAUUGACUCUAAUCGCCUUUCGAACAAAGAUUGAAAAUGCACUUUAUGAUAUUUAUGAAGCCAGACAAAAACGACAGUAUGAAGAAAAAUGUAAAAAAGAUCCCGACUUCGCCAGACAACGACAGCAAGCCAUCGAAGCAGCGCGAAAGAAAAUGCAAGACGAACUAGACCGAAAAGCGAAAGAGGCCGCCGAAAAGCAGAAAGAAAGAGAGGAGAAGAAACGACAAGAGUUUCUGGAUAGCACCAAGGAUCAGGGAGGGAACAAACUGGGAAGUUCUGAUGACAAAGGAUCCUCCUCUUCCUCGAAGAAAUUGGCAAACAAACCUGAGUACUUUCCUCUGAUGGGGGGGUACUCUUCGGGGUACCGUGCCCCCCGCAGGAGCUGCUGUCCCAGUAGUGGGGGUUGCGGUUAAUUUGCUAAACUAUUGUCUCAAGUGAUGUAGCGUUUCCAAGAUGCUUAUGGAUAGUCUAGUUAUUUUUCAACAAUCUCAGAAAUUUAAGGUGAUGUGUUUCCAGGGUGUAUUUGGAUAGUCCAGUUUUAUUUUAUUGAAUUUAUUGUUAAAAACUUCAAAUCAAUUUCAAAAAAAGAUAAAAUAUUGUACAUUCAAAUUGAUUAGAUAGGCUAGUUCACAGUACACCAAGAAUAGGUACUAUUCUAUAAUUAAUAUCCCAAUAAUGUUGUCAAAAUCUUCAAAAAAGAGAGAAUAUUGAACAUCCAUAUUGAUUAGAUGGGCUAGUUCACGGUCUACCUAGAAUUGGAAGGCUACUAUUCUAUUUAUUCUGAUAAAACUUGAAAACAAUUACAAAGAAGAUGAAAAUUGUGCAUUCACAUUGAUUAGAUAGGCUACUUGACGGUCUGCCUAGAAUAUUUACAUUAUUUUUCAUUUUAUGUAUUCUUUUUUACAAUGAAGCACAGAUUGGGAGAAACUAAGAAUACCUUAUACUAUUUCUCUCCCAAAUUUAGGUAACAUUGAAAGUCCUGAUGAGGUUACGUCUUCUAGAUUUCUACAAAAUUUUCAGUCCAAAAAUAUUUAUACAAAGCAUUCUUUUGAAUUUAGAUGUUCCAAAUACCAGAAUAAUAAUAAUUUAUAACACUCAGUUAUUUUUUAAAAAUAGAGAAUAUUCACUAAUACUAUUCUAAUAAUGUUGAAAAAUAUUAAUAAUAUUUAGUUUGAUCAAAUUAAAAUAAUGAAGGCGGAUUCCCACAUAUGAGUAUCAGUGAAUUUGUUGAGACAGUGAGAAUAUUAUUCCCAUAAGUUUUAAUGGGAACUAUUCAUACUAUUCAUACUUUCUCGACCGGGCUGAGUAUGAAUACUCUAAUUAGAACUCCUGGGAAUUAUAUUUUCACGGAUAUGUGAGAAUCCGUCUGCAAAAGAGAUGAGAUUGCAAAAAAAUGAACCGUCUGUCGAAUAUAAACUAUCCACUAGACUAGUGGAUUAUGUCGAAUAGAAACUAUUUUAUCAACUAGAAUAGUGAAUUAUCUAGUUGAUAAGCUACUCAGGUACACUAUCUACUAUCCUGUUUAUUAGACUAGUGGAUAGCUAGCCCUAUACAACUAUUAUCCUUAAUAAUAGAACUAGAAUAUCUAUGAGCAUCUUGUAAACGUGGCAUUCCUCUCAAUUAAAUACCUGGUUAAGGAUGAGCUAAUUCUAAAAGAAUUGUAAAAUUUGCAAGUUAUUUGAUUGCAUUGUCAUUUGAAACACCUUAAAUUUGCAAGCAAUUUAGAUAUUGCAGUUUCUAACUCAUUUAAUAAAAAUAGUGCUAAUAGUGCUAGUACUUUCUUAUAUUACUAUAAACUAAAAAAUAACAGCAAUUUCAAAUCUAAGAGUAACUAUUGCAGUGUCGUAAUUAUUAUUUGACAAAUAUUAUUCCCAGAGCAAUAAACAAAGCUAAAAAAUUAGAAUUUGAUAAGUGUAAUGACAAAUUAAAUUGCCCAUUUAAAUGCCUUUGUAUUACAAAUUGAAAC